Messenger RNA from Monodelphis domestica (gray short-tailed opossum), 986 nucleotides. RefSeq names its product SEC11 homolog C, signal peptidase complex subunit (gene SEC11C). The record is from RefSeq and is a predicted model, not a curated record. Gene Ontology annotation, cellular component: membrane; signal peptidase complex. Gene Ontology annotation, molecular function: serine-type endopeptidase activity. Lineage: Eukaryota; Metazoa; Chordata; Mammalia; Didelphimorphia; Didelphidae.
GAGAUUAUCUGUCAAGCAUAAGACCACAGACAAGAAUUAGACAACUGACAACAAUGCAACAAAGAAAAUAAUAACAGCCCAGAGGAAAAGAUCAAAAGAAAAGCUGCAAGACAAGAAGGAAAACAAUCUUUUGCAAACCUGACAUGGACAGCAAAGACAAUUGAUCUUUGUAAAUACUUGUAAAUAAGAAGUGGACAGACAGUAACCAGGACUUAUGUUAGAAUAGUGCGACAUAGAUCACUGAUGCAUAUUUCACAUGAUAAGGCAUCCAAUACACACAUAACUGGGAAGAAAGAAGAGAACUUCAGGCAAAACGAAUAAGAAGAGGAGUUCUGAAAAGAAAAGCUGUAUUACCAGAUUUUAAACUUUGCCAUGAUUGUAUCUUCUGCUCUUAUGAUAUGGAAAGGCUUGAUAGUUGCCACUGGAAGUGAAAGUCCUAUUGUGGUGGUGCUGAGUGGCAGUAUGGAGCCAGCAUUUCAUAGAGGAGACCUUCUGUUUUUAACAAAUUUCCGGAAAGAUCCCAUUAGAGCUGGGGAAAUAGUCGUUUUUAAAGUUGAAGGAAGAGAUAUUCCUAUAGUCCACAGAGUCAUCAAAGUUCACGAAAAAGAUAAUGGAAAUGUCAAAUUUCUGACUAAAGGAGAUAAUAAUGAAGUUGAUGAUAGAGGUUUGUACAAAGAAGGUCAAAACUGGCUAGAAAAGAAGGAUGUUGUAGGAAGAGCAAGAGGGUUUUUGCCAUACAUUGGGAUGGUUACCAUAAUCAUGAAUGAUUAUCCGAAAUUCAAGUAUGCUCUUUUGGCUGUAAUGGGUGCAUAUGUGAUACUGAAACGUGAAUCCUAAAACAAGCAGAAGCAAUUCCUGGGACUGGACUGAAAUGAAUUCUAUUGAAAAAAGAAAAACUAAUAUAUUUGAAAUAUUCCACUUGCUAUAUAAAAGAAAACAAUAUGCAGGGGUUUUUGUCUUGUCCAAAUAAAUGACUCAUCAGUAAA